Homarus americanus (American lobster) is the source of this 486-nucleotide messenger RNA. Its product is annotated as SOSS complex subunit C homolog. Gene Ontology annotation, cellular component: nucleus; SOSS complex; nucleoplasm. The transcript is spliced from 3 exons. Bases 193 to 486 code for a protein of 97 amino acids. NCBI's taxonomy places the organism in Eukaryota, Metazoa, Arthropoda, Malacostraca, Decapoda, Nephropidae. The record is from RefSeq and is a predicted model, not a curated record. Gene Ontology annotation, biological process: DNA repair.
UUCAUUGAGCUUUACGCCACCGAGAACUAGUCAAAGCUUUGUACUGUGUGUGUGAAGGUCCUGGUGUACGCAGCUUGAAGCUUUAUUUCUUAUAUUCUUCCUAAAUCAAGCACAUAAAGACAGUAUAAAGUUUAUUGUGUAGUGUAGCUGUAUAUGGACUGCCAAGUGAGGCUAUGAUAAGCUGUGUUUAUUAUGGCAGCACAACCAAACAAUCGAGACGGCAACGCCCAGCGCAAAAUUUUGGAAGAUUUACAGUUGAAGAAGCAGUUGAUUCUAAAACAAGGAGUAUCACAAGCACUUAGUGCACCAGCUACUUCCCAGCAACCCACUGGUUGGUCAUCAGGCACAGACGGACACAUUGCUGGUAACAGUCAGAGAUCUAACCUGCUUCAAGCAACUUCCUCAAGCUUUGGCUACUUUAUCCCACAAGAUUCAUCGUUUGGAAAUUUUAUAUUACCAGUUCUGCCUCGACUAGAACCAAAAUGA